Messenger RNA from Rhinopithecus roxellana (golden snub-nosed monkey), 1623 nucleotides. Its product is annotated as inosine-5'-monophosphate dehydrogenase 1-like. Gene Ontology annotation, cellular component: cytoplasm. Lineage: Eukaryota; Metazoa; Chordata; Mammalia; Primates; Cercopithecidae. Gene Ontology annotation, biological process: GTP biosynthetic process. The record is from RefSeq and is a predicted model, not a curated record. Gene Ontology annotation, molecular function: IMP dehydrogenase activity.
AUGAGAGCCCUUGCCCUCGGCCCGCCUGGCCUGCCUGGCCUGCGGUGGCAGCAUGGCUGUGCAAGUGGCUACUUGGGUGUUUAUGUCCGUUGCCGGUCUCGCGGCAGCCUGGCAGACUGCCUGAUCAGCAGCGGCACCGGCUGCAUGUCCAAGGACAGGCUCACCGUGCAGCAGCUCUUCACCAACGCCAACGGCCUCACCUACAACGACUUCCUGAUUCUCCUAGGAGUCAUAGACUUCAUAGCUGAUGAGGUGGACCUGACCUCAGCCCUGACCCACAGGCUGAAGAUGCCGCUGAUCUCCUUCCCUGUGGACACGACAGAGGCUGACAUGGCAGUCAGGAUGGCUCUAAUGGAAGGUAUUGGUAUCAUUCACCACAACUGCACCCCAGAGUUCCAGGCCAAUGAGGUGCGGAAGGUCAAGAAGUUUGAACAGGGCUUCAUCGCAGACCCCGUGAUGCUGAGCCCCUUGCACACCGUGAGUUAUGUGCUGGAGGCCAAGAUGCGGCAUGGCUUCUCUGGUAUCCUCACUGAGACGGGCACCAUGGGCAGCAAGCUGGUGGGCAUCGUCACCUCCCGAGAUGUCGAGGGACAUCUUGCUGAGAGGGACCACACCACCUUCCUCAGUGAGGUAAUGACGCCAAGGAUGAAACUGGUGGUGGCUCCAGCAGGCAUGAUGUUGAAAGAGGCAAAUGAGAUCCUGCAGUGUAGCAAGAAAGGGAAGCUGCCUAUCGUCAGUGAUCGUGAUGAGCUGGUGGCCAUCAUUGCCCGCACCGACCUGAAGAAGAAUCGAGACUACCCUCUGACCUCCAAGGAUUCCCACAAGCUGCUGCUGUGGGGGGCAGCUGUGGACACCCGUGAGGAUGACAAAUACUGCCUGGACCUGCUCACCCAAGCGGGCGUCAACGUCAUAGUCUUGGACUCGUCCCAAGGGAACUCAGUGUAUCAGAUCACCAUGGUGCAUUACAUCAAGCAGAAGUACCCCCACUUCCAGGUGAUUAGGGGGAACGUGGUGACAGCAGCCCAGGCCAAGAACCUGAUUGAUGCUGGUAUGGACGGGCUGUGCCUGGGCAUGGGCUACGGCUCCAUCUGCAUCACCCAGGAAGUGAUGGCCUGCAGUUGGCCCCAGGGCACUGCUAUGUACAAGGUGGCCGAGUAUGCCCAGUGCUUUGGUGUGCCCAUCAUAGCCGAUGGUGGCAUCUUGACCAUGGGGCAUGUGGUCAAAGCCCUGGCCCUUGGAGCCUCCGCAGUUAUCAUGGGCUCCCUGCUGGCCACCACCAUGGAGGCACCCGGCGAGUACUUCUCAGACGGGGUGCAGCUCAAGAAGUACCAGGGCAUGGGCUCACUGGAUGCUAUGGAGAAGAGCAGCAGCAGCCAGAAACAAUACUUCAGCAAGGGGGAUAAGGUAAAGAUCGCACAGAGUGUCUUGGGCUCCAUCAAGGACAAAGGGUCCAUUCAGAAGUUCGAGCCCUGUCUCAUAGUGGGCAUCCAGCAUGGCUGCCAGGAUAUCAGGGCCCACAGCCUGAUGUACUCAGGACACCUCAAGUUUGAGAAGCGGACCAUGUCAUUCCAGAUUGAGGGUGGUGUCCAUGGUCUGCACUCUUACGAGAAGCAGCUAUACUGA